CCAGCAGCAGCAGCAGCAGCAGCAGCAGCAGCAGCAGCAGCAGCAGCAGCAGCAGCAGCAGCAGCAGCAGCAGCAGCAGCAGCAUGCUGACCUUUGCGGAGGUGGUGCACGGAAAGGUCGGGCUCGCAGCUGAGGCCCUUCAGCUUCUCGCCGGUCUUUUUGCUGAAGCCACCAAAGGCUCGAGAGACAGCCAAAACCCCAUUGAGGUAUCCCUGCAGCAGCAGCAGCAGCAGCAGCAGCAGCAGCAGCAUGAAGGAGACGUGCUGCACACAGUACUGCACGCCGUGCUCAACACUAGGUAUGAGCUUCUGGCUGCGCUGCAGCCAGAUGCGCAUGAGAGACAGGACCAGCAGCAGCAGCAGCAGCAGCAGCAACGAAGGCAACAGCAGCAGCAGCAAUGCAGACAGGAAACGCUAUAA
Molecule: messenger RNA, 419 nt
Organism: Eimeria necatrix
Lineage: Eukaryota; Apicomplexa; Conoidasida; Eucoccidiorida; Eimeriidae
Exons: 1
Source: RefSeq, a predicted model, not a curated record